AUGUCCUCCGCCAAAUCGCGUCUGUCCAGUUUGGCAGCGCAGAUCUUCCCUUCCAACUCUCAGCCGCCAGCGAGCAAGUCAAUCGACAAUCUCAGCAUCGACAAUCACACCGUUGGCACGCCGUCAUGGUAUAACGUCCAUACUCUUUCGCCGGCCUUCUUCCUACCCCGCGCCGCAUCCAUCGAGCCUAAUGCCCCUGCCAUCUAUCACCGCACAGCCAACAACAAGAUACUGAGAAGAUCGUAUAUCGAGUUCGCUGACCGAGCGCGAGGCUUCGCAUAUUACAUUAAGAAGAAAGGAUACAGGAGAGUCGGGAUAUUGUGCACGAAUACGCCGGCCUUUCUCGAAGCCAUCUUUGGCAUUGGAGCGGCAGGCGCAAUCAACAUCGCGAUAAAUUAUAGGUUGAAAAAGGAUGAUAUCGCCUAUAUUUUCGACCAUGCCGAUGCCGAUGCUAUUAUAGUCGACGCCGAGUUUCUUCCCUUGCUCGAUGAUUACAGGCAAAGACACCCUGACGUGCCCUUGAUCAUCGACACAGACACCGAUGCUAUCGAGGGCCAGCUAUGUGGACCCUUUGAUGAAGCUGUGCUUGAUGGCCUUCGAUACGACGCGUCCCUGGGCUCUCGUGGCUGGGAUGGUCUAGAGGUACAAGCCUCCGACGAACUUGCCGUCAAUGCUUUGGCAUAUACAAGUGGCACGACCGCCCGUCCCAAAGGUGUCGAGUACACCCAUCGUGGUUGCUAUUUGGGAGCUCUAGGCAAUAUCAUUGAUUCCGGACUUGCAUAUCAUGAUGGUGAGCGGUGCAAGUAUCUCUGGACCUUGCCAAUGUUCCACGCCAUGGGUUGGACUUUCCCCUGGGCCGUAACUGCUGCUCGAGGAACACAUUACUGUCUCCGCAAAAUCGACUACCCAGAGAUCUGGCGGCUGUUGAAGGACGAAGGCAUCACCCAUUACUGUGCAGCCCCGACCGUCAACACUCUUCUGUGCGCUGAUUCUAAUGCCCAACGGCUGCCCAACCCCGUGCGAGUCACGGUGGCUGCCAGUCCUCCCACGGCACAUCUAUUUGAGCAGAUGACAAAGCUGAAUUUGCACCCGGUACAUGUUUAUGGGAUGACCGAGACAUAUGGUCCAAUCACAAAAGGAUACAUUCUGCCAGAAUGGAACCAGUUCCCAAAUGUCAAGGACAAAUAUGCGAAAAUGGCUCGUCAAGGACACGGCUUUAUCACCUCACUGCCCGUUAGGGUGAUCAAAACGGAUGUGCCCGAGGGCACGAUCAUUGAUGUCGAAAAGGAUGGCAAAGAGAUAGGAGAGAUUGUGUUCAAUGGCAACAUUUGCGCUCGAGGGUACUACAAGGACGAAGAAGCGACAAGAAAGCUCUUCCUCGGCGGUGUGUUGCACUCCGGCGAUUUGGCAGUGUGGCAUGAAGAUGGAGCCGUCCAGAUUCUGGACCGUGCAAAGGACAUCAUUAUUUCGGGUGGUGAGAACAUAUCUUCCGUCGCUUUGGAGUCACUGCUUGUCACGCAUCCGGAUAUCCUGGAAUGCGGCGUCGCUGCCGUCAGCGACAGCCACUGGGGCGAACGACCCAAGGCCUUUAUUACCGUCAAACCCAACACCAAGGUGACGGGCGAAGAUGUGAUCAAAUGGGCGCGUGACCAUCCAGGAAUCAGCCGGUUCAUGGUGCCGCGAGAGGUCGAAAUUGUGCCCGAGUUGCCCAAAACCAGCACAGGCAAGAUCAGGAAAAAUAUACUCCGAGAAUGGGCUAAAGGCGCAAAGAGAGAAAAGGACUAA
Messenger RNA from Fonsecaea nubica, 1785 nucleotides. RefSeq lists its product as hypothetical. The transcript is spliced from 2 exons. The coding region runs from base 1 to 1785 and encodes 594 amino acids. Lineage: Eukaryota; Fungi; Ascomycota; Eurotiomycetes; Chaetothyriales; Herpotrichiellaceae. The record is from RefSeq and is a predicted model, not a curated record.